AUGACUGCUUCUCUGAAAAAUAACCCAUUCUCUACUCAAAAGGAACUGCCACCAUAUAUUGGUGCAAACUGGUCAACCUUAGACUACGCUUACGACUUUCUAUCAUUUAUCAACAAAAAUCCCACCGAGUUCCACGCCACCCAAUACGUAGCAAAGGUCCUCGAAACACAUGGCUUUGUAUAUCUCCCUGAACGUUCCUCCUGGACCGAUGUCCCAGAGUUUGUUGCCGUAACAGCCAAGGGCUCUGGUGGCCGCUUCUACACCACCCGAAAUGGUACAUCGCUUGCGGCAUUUGUCGUGGGUCCAGACUGGGUCCCAGGUAAUAGCAUUGGUCUUGUAGGUGCUCACAUUGAUGCUGUCACUGCUAAACUAAAACCUGUGUCUCGCGUGGAAACAAGUGACGAGAAUGGUGCAUAUAUCCGAUUAGGGGUUGCACCAUAUGGUGGGGGUCUUAGUCCCGUGUGGCUUGACCGAGAUUUGGGUCUUGCUGGUAGAUUAAUUGUAAAAGAAGAACCUGAAGAAAAUGAAAAAGAAGAAGCAGCAUUAGGAUUAGGAUUAGGAGUGAAAAAGACUACUACCAUCAAGUCGAAAUUAAUCAAUCUGGACUACCCUAUUGCACGAAUCCCAACACUUGCACCUCAUUUCGGUGACGUUUCACGAGAAGCUUAUAAUCUUGAGACCCAAAUGGUGCCUCUAAUUGGGCUCGAAUCAAGCUAUGGGUCUGACUAUGACUUAGAGCCCAGUGAUGAAGAAAAAAAGAGUCCAAUUGUGCAUGACCAUGAUAUCCGGUUACUACGGGCAGUUGCAGAGGCGGCAGAUGGUAUUUCAGUGGGAUCCAUUUUACGUGCAGAACUUCAAUUGUAUAACUUUCAACCAGGACAGCUUGGUGGACUUGAAAGGGAAUUUAUUUUUGCGCCAAGAUUGGAUGACAAGUUAUGUGUGUAUGCGUCACUUCAUGGACUUUUGGCGAGUUUAGAUGAGACCCCAGCAGAUGUGGUUAGCAUGGUUGCUUAUUAUGAUGAUGAGGAAGUGGGUAGUUUGACACGACAGGGAGCUCGUGGAACUUUAUUCCAAACUGCAGUAGAACGACUUGCAGCUCAUUAUCCUGAGGGCACUGAUGAAGGGUUGAGAGCGACUUAUGCGAAUUCAUUUUUCGUUUCUGCAGAUACCACACAUGCUGUGAAUCCUAAUUUUGCUGAGGUAUAUUUGGAGCACCACAAGCCCAAGCUUAACACGGGUAUUACUAUCAAGUAUAAUGUCAAUAUGGCCAACACUACAGACAGCGUGAGUGCAUCAUUGAUUGAGGAAGUAUGUCGUCGGACUGGGAACAAGUGGCAGCGGUUCCAUAUUCGCAAUGAUUCACGAAGUGGAGGAACAAUUGGGCCUGCAUUGUCAGCUGCCACAGGGAUCAAGUCGCUUGAUGUUGGAAUUCCACAAUUGGCAAUGCAUUCAAUCCGAGCAACAACGGGGACACAAGAUCCUGGACUUGGAGUGAAGUUUUUUAAGGGCUUUUUCGGGACAUGGGCUACAGUUGAUGAGGAAUACAAGGCAGGUGGAUUGUAG
Messenger RNA from Magnusiomyces paraingens, 1563 nucleotides. RefSeq lists its product as uncharacterized. Gene Ontology annotation, cellular component: fungal-type vacuole. The record is from RefSeq and is a predicted model, not a curated record. The transcript is spliced from 2 exons. Gene Ontology annotation, biological process: proteolysis. Lineage: Eukaryota; Fungi; Ascomycota; Dipodascomycetes; Dipodascales; Dipodascaceae. The coding region runs from base 1 to 1563 and encodes 520 amino acids. Gene Ontology annotation, molecular function: zinc ion binding; metalloaminopeptidase activity.